Molecule: messenger RNA, 1593 nt
Organism: Brassica oleracea var. oleracea
Lineage: Eukaryota; Viridiplantae; Streptophyta; Magnoliopsida; Brassicales; Brassicaceae
Product: probable inactive patatin-like protein 9
Exons: 2
Coding region: 299-1477 (392 amino acids)
Biological process (GO): lipid metabolic process
Source: RefSeq, a predicted model, not a curated record
AAUGAGGAGAAAGAAACAAAGAAAGCACCGUCAGUGGGAGUAUAUAACUACCACCACCCACUAACAAACCAACCCGGAACUAUCUCUGAAUCACUAAACCCUUUCUUCUUCUCUUUAAAAUCCACUCACUCGAAGAGAGAGAGACUAGUAAACCCACAGUGAGAGAGAGAGAGAGAGCAUUACCUCCAUUAAUGCCUCACUGCAACAAAGCGUGAUAGAAAGAAAGAGAAUCAUAACUCCUUACCGUUUCGAAUCAAAAUCAAACUUGUGUUGAUUAUUUAAAACUAUUUCAUAUAAUAUGGAGAUGGAUCUGAGCAAGGUUACUCUUGACAUUUUCACCAAGCUUGAACAGAAAUGGCUCUCCCACUGCGACACCACCAGGAAGACACGCAUCCUUAGCAUCGACGGUGGUGGAACCACUGCCAUUGUGGCCGGAGCUUCUAUUGUUCGCCUCGAAGACCAGAUCCGCCUCCAGACCGGUGACCCUCACGCUCAGAUCUCUGAUUUCUUCGACAUUGUUACCGGAACCGGAAUCGGAGGCGUACUCGCGGCCCUGCUCGUCGCCGACGAUGGCUCCGGGAGGCCGAUGUUCACCGCCAGGGAAGCUGUUAAGUUUAUCGAGGAGAAGAACUCGGAGCUAUUCGAGAUCAGGCACACGGGAGUCUUCAGGAGGAACCGGAGAUACUCCGGGAGCAGCAUGGAGAGGGUGCUGCAGGCAGCGUUUAGGAGGGAGGACGGUAAGGUGCUGACGAUGAAGGACACGUGUAAGCCUCUCCUCGUUCCCUGCUACGACCUCAAAACCUCUGCACCUUUCGUUUUCUCACGCGCCGGCGCAUCCGAGUCGCCGAGCUUCGACUUCGAGCUUUGGAAAGUCUGCCGUGCCACCUCGGCGACUCCCAGCAUGUUCAAGCCGGUCAAUGUGGUGUCGGUGGACGGAAAGACCUCUUGCUCGGCCGUCGACGGCGGUUUGGUGAUGAAUAAUCCAAGUGCCGCCGCCGUCACGCACGUGCUCCACAACAAACGAGAUUUCCCGUCGGUUAACGGCGUCGAUGACUUGCUCGUCUUGUCGAUAGGAAACGGUUCGUCCUCAACUCCAGGAAGGAAACUUCAGCGUAAUGGAGACUGUUCCACGUCAUGCCUCGUGGACAUCGUGCUUGACGGAGUUUCCGAUACCGUUGAUCAGAUGCUUGGGAACGCUUUCUGCUGGAACCGUACGGACUACGUUAGAGUCCAGUGGAUGUGCAUGCAGGUGAGCGGUUUGACUAGCGGCGGAGAUGGAACUGUGGGGCCGAGGAAAACGGCGGAGGAGUUGUUGAAAGAGAGAGGUGUGGAAACGGCACCGUUCGGAGGGAAACGGUUACUAACGGAAACAAACGGAGAAAGAAUCGAGAGUUUCGUGCAACGCCUUGUUGCUUCUAGCCUCCCUCCAAGUCCUUGCAAGGAAUCUGCCGUUAAUCCUCUCGCUGACGGCCGUUAAAUGUGUUUUUAUUGUUAUUUAUUUAGGAUCUAAGUAUAAUAUAAGCCCCUGCUGUAAGUUUGUAAGCAAACCUGUAACCCAGGGUUAGCUUUUAACCUCGCAUCCUUUUUUUUUUA